Molecule: messenger RNA, 1950 nt
Organism: Eurytemora carolleeae
Lineage: Eukaryota; Metazoa; Arthropoda; Copepoda; Calanoida; Temoridae
Product: venom carboxylesterase-6
Exons: 21
Coding region: 134-1873 (579 amino acids)
Source: RefSeq, a predicted model, not a curated record
CGUUCUGUGAGAACCGAGAUACAUUCUACAAAUUCUAGUACAGUACAGUACAGCACAGAACUGAGAUACAUUCUACAAAUUCUAAAGAAAUUUUCUUUCCUGCUUUUAGCUUUGGGGAUUGGAGGCGUUCAUCAUGUGGAUUUUGUCAGGCCUAAUGUCGUUGGUUUGUUUAAAGCUUGUUGCGGGACAAGAAGGACCAAUUGUGGAAACAGCUGACGGUGCAGUCCUCGGUAGGACGCGGAUAUCUCAGAUGGGAAACGAAUACUCUUCGUUUGAAAGAAUUCCUUUUGCUUCUCCUCCAAUUGGAACUCUUCGGUUUGGUUCUCCUCAACCAAAUAAACCAUGGGAAGGUAUUCUUGAUGGUUCUGUGAGUAGUACAACUAAGUGUAUACAGUAUGGAUAUAUUUCGGAUGGAGAGGGCAAUAAAGUUUCAGGAUCAGAGGAUUGCCUUUAUUUGAACGUUUACGCUCCAAAACAGAUAAGCAAAGAGCCUAAAGCAGUGAUGAUGUGGAUCUAUGGAGGCUCGUUAACUGCAGGGAGUAAUCAGUUUAAUGAAUAUGGAUCAAUCAGAUGGAUGGAUCAAGAUGUUAUUCUUGUUGUGCCGAACUAUCGGCUAGGACCGUUUGGAUUUACCUCUCUAGGGAUUGAUGAUGCUCCGGGGAACCAGGGGUUCCUUGAUCUAGUUCAAGCACUCCGCUGGAUCAAUACAAAUAUAGAGUUUUUCGGUGGUGACCCUGGCAGAGUUACAAUCUUCGGAGAGUCUUCAGGCAGCUGGGCUGUUUCAUAUUUGGCUAUAAGUCCUCUGGCAAAUGGCCUCUUUCAGAGAGGAAUUAUGCAAAGUGGCGGAUUGUUUAAUCCGUUUUGGACUUGGAGAACACAGGAGGAUGCAAUCCAACUGGGUGGAUUUCUGGCAGAAAACCUGGGCUGUUCUAAAGAUGGAAAUACUGAUCAGAUGCUAGAAUGUCUGCAGGAGGUAUCUGUAGAUGCACUGGAAGAUUCGAUAAACUGGGGAACUGAGGAAACCUAUGGAAUUCAGAAGAUACUAAGACCAACAGGAAUCAUUGAUGGAAAGUUUUUGCCUGCUAAUCCUGUAAACUUGAUGGAAAGAGGGGAAUAUAAUCAUGUUGAUCUAAUGGUCGGCGUAACAAAGGAUGAAGGGUUGCUUCAGAUGUACCAACUAGAACUGAAUCCUGAAUUGUAUGUUGUUGCCAGUAUUUUCUGGAAUUCAAUAUUCGGCCCGAUGUUCCUUUUUGGAAGGUUUGGUAACUAUGAUAUUACUGAGGAGGAUAAGGAGAUGACCAAUUUAAUUACAAAAUAUUAUCUGGGUGAACCUGGAGCUGCAAAUAUUAAUCAACAACACUUUCAAAAUAUGACAGAUAUGAUUUCUGAUGCUUAUAUCUGGUACGGAUCACAUAAGCAGGCUGAAUGGGCUGCAGCCCAUGGCGAUAAUGUUUACAAAUAUAUGUUUACAUUUAAAGGCACAUAUGGGUUUGCUGACGCAUUUGGACUUGAUAACUCAAAGUACGGAGUGUGUCAUGCAGAUGAAUUGUAUUAUUUCUGGAAACCAUACUGGAAAAAAGCUGCAAUUCAGAUGACUCCUGCAGAGGAGCUGGUGGCGGAAAGAAUGUUGAACUCUUGGGCAAACUUUGCCAAAUAUGGAGAUCCAUCAAUCCCAGGGAGUGAUAUAAACUGGAGUCCUUUAACUGCUGAGAACCAGGAGUACAUGAAUAUUGGAGAGGAGUGGAAAAUGGAGAUAUCUGAGGACUAUGUCAACAGAAUGAGAGCUUGGGACGAAAUCUAUAAGUAUCCAACCGGAAAUACGCUUCCAACCAUUCCACUUGGAGAACAAACUGGAGAUAGAAUUCUGAACUGAAACUCUGCUCAGAAAAAUUCUCUACUCUAUUUCAUGUUGUUUAUGAGGAAUAGUUUAACUAUUUAGUUUGAACAAGA